Molecule: messenger RNA, 1095 nt
Organism: Naegleria lovaniensis
Lineage: Eukaryota; Heterolobosea; Eutetramitea; Acrasida; Naegleriidae
Exons: 1
Coding region: 1-1095 (364 amino acids)
Source: RefSeq, a predicted model, not a curated record
AUGUCCAUUCAUGAACCAACCGAGAGUGUGAAUGAACCGACGGAUCAUGUCAUGAUGAUUGAAAAUUCAAUCGAUUCUUCUCCGCUUCAAGUACAUUAUAUUGAAUGGAAUUCAUGUUACGGAGAGUCAUCGAGUUUGAAAUUAAAUCAUGAAAAGAUUUAUGAUCAUUAUAUAUUCAUGUUGCAUGGAUCCUUUCAAACAUGUCAUACAUUUGACGACUUUGUAGAAGAAUGUAAAGAGUCAUUCCAAAAUUUGAAAACACCCUUCAAUAUACGAUUUAUUGCAAUGGAUUUGAGAGGUCACGGUGAUACUCAACACACCCCAAACCAAUAUGUGAUGAAAGGAUUUGUGAGCGACUUGAAACAAUUCGUCUCCAAGUAUUUUGAAAAGAUGGAUCUUUCCAAGGACGAGUUCAAAAUAUCAUUUAUUGGAAUGAGUUUGGGAGGAAUUAUUUUGAUGAAUACGUUUUUAACAUCUCUUUAUACAUCUCCCAAUGAUGAAUUUUAUGUAAAAUUUUCUAACAAACUCCACAACUUAUCCUUGAUAGAUAUUUCACCAGAUCAAAUACCUGUGAAACAGGCUGAAGAAAAUUCGAACAAGAACGCAACAGGAACCUCUCAUGUGACGCAACAAGUACAAGCAACGCUUGAAUUUGAUACGUUUGAAGAGUUUCUUAAUUGGGCACAAAAAUAUAAUCCCCGAAGAAGUGUUGAAAAUCUUAGAAAGAGAUUGCAAUAUUCGUUAAAACAAAAUCAAAUCACCCGAAAGUGGACAUGGAAAUAUGAUCCAACGUUUAGCAUCGACAGAAUUGCAGACGAGAAUCCACAGGUAAAUAUGAGACAAGAGCUUUGGGAAAAUUUGAGAAUUUACACAGCACAAGCAAGUAUUCCAUUAAGUAUUUGCAUUGUAAAAGGAGCUCAAAGUCAGGUCACAACAAGAGAGCAAUUAGAAAAAUUGUAUCAAGUUCUCUCGAAUUCUUCGUUGCAUUUAUGUACAUUGAUUGAAAUUGACAAUGCUGGACACUCUGUUCUCGGGGAUAAUCCAAAAGAAUUCGUUCAAAAGUAUUAUGUAAACCAAUUUGAAUUGAACUAUUAA